AUGCCCCUCAUCCCUGCCGACGAGCCCCCGGGGAGGGAGAGAGGGCCCCUGCCCCGCAGCGCGCGCCCCGACACCCACGCCCGCAGCCCCGCGGGGCCGGGCCGCACGGGUGCGCGCGCGGACACACGCACAGCAGCACACCCGGCACACACGCACGCACAGCAGCACACCCGGCCCGCCGCCCCAGCCCUCCCCCUGGGCGGGGAUCCGCCCGCCCGCCGUCAGCUUAGGUUGAGGCUCCCUGCGUGUGUCUAUAACUUUGUGUGGCUGCCGCGGCCGCCUUGCUCGCCCGAGAAGAGGAGGAAUGUGCACGGCGGCGGCGCGCAGGCUGACAGGCGGCUCCUCGGGCGGGCUGCGGCGGCGGUCCGAGCGUCUCCCCUGGGCGGAGGCUGCGCGCCCCCUCCUCGCCGGAUUGUGUGUCCUCCCGCCGCGCCCCUGAAGGGAAGGAACCGAGGGGCGGCUGGGGGCUCCGGGCAGCCGCGGAAAUGCUCGUCCCGCCGGAACGCUUGGGGGAACCUGUCCUACGCCGACCUCAUCACCCGCGCCAUCGAGAGCUCCCCGGACAAGCGGCUGACCCUGUCUCAGAUCUACGAGUGGAUGGUGCGCUGCGUGCCCUACUUCAAGGAUAAGGGCGACAGCAACAGCUCGGCGGGCUGGAAGAACUCUAUCCGGCAUAACCUGUCACUGCACAGCCGGUUCAUGCGGGUCCAGAAUGAGGGCACUGGCAAGAGUUCCUGGUGGAUCAUCAACCCCGACGGGGGGAAGAGUGGGAAGGCCCCUCGGCGGCGGGCCGUCUCCAUGGACAACAGCAACAAGUAUACCAAGAGCCGCGGCCGCGCGGCCAAGAAGAAGGCGGCCCUGCAGACGGCGCCCGAGUCAGCCGACCUGGACAGCCCCACCCAGCUCUCCAAGUGGCCCGGCAGCCCCACCUCGCGCAGCAGCGACGAGCUCGACGCGUGGACGGACUUCCGCUCCCGCACCAACUCCAACGCCAGCACGGUCAGCGGCCGCCUGUCGCCCAUCCUGGCGGGCACAGAGCUGGAUGGCGGCCAGGACGACGACGCGCCCCUCUCCCCGAUGCUCUACAGCAGCUCGGCCAGCCUCUCGCCCUCCGUCAGCAAGCCGUGCCCCGUGGAGCUGCCCCGGCUGACCGACAUGGCGGGCACCAUGAAUCUGAACGACGGGCUGGCCGACAACCUGAUGGACGAUCUGCUGGACAACAUCACACUCCCGCCGGCCCAGCCGUCGCCCACGGGGGUGCUCCUGCAGCAGAGCUCCAGCUUCCCGUACUCCGCCAAGGGCUCCGGCCUGGGCUCCCCCACCAGCUCCUUCAGCAGCACGGUGUUCGGACCGCCUUCGCUGAACUCCCUCCGCCAGUCUCCCAUGCAGACCAUCCAAGAGAACAAGCCGGCCACCUUCUCUUCCAUGUCACACUAUGGCAACCAGACACUGCAGGACCUGCUCACCUCGGACUCCCUCAGCCACAGCGACGUCAUGAUGACCCAGUCGGACCCCUUGAUGUCGCAGGCCAGCACUGCUGUGUCUGCCCAGAACUCGCGCCGCAGCGUGAUGCUCCGCAGUGACCCGAUGAUGUCCUUUGCGGCCCAGCCCAACCAGGGGAGUUUGGUUAAUCAGAACUUGCUCCACCAGCACCAAACCCAGAGUGCUCUCGGUGGAAGCCGUGCCUUGUCCAAUUCUGUCAGCAACAUGGGCUUGAGUGACUCCGGCAGCCUCGGGUCAGCCAAACACCAGCAGCAGUCUCCCAUCAGCCAGUCUAUGCAAACCCUCUCGGACUCUCUCUCAGGCUCCUCCUCGUACUCCACGAGCUCACACCUGCCCGCCAUGGGCCAGGAGAGGUUCCCCAGCGACUUGGACCUGGACAUGUUCAACGGGAGCUUGGAGUGUGAUGUGGAGUCCAUCAUCCGCAGCGAGCUCAUGGACGCCGACGGGCUGGACUUUAACUUUGACUCCCUCAUCUCCACACAGAACGUUGUUGGUUUGAACGUGGGGAGCUUCACCGGUGCUAAGCAGGCCUCAUCUCAGAGCUGGGUGCCAGGCUGAAGGAUCACCGAGGAAGGGGGAAGUGGGCAAAGCAGACCCGCAAACUGACACAAGACCUACAGAGAAAACCCUUUGCCAAAUCUGCUCUCAGCAAGUGGACAGUGAUACCGUUUACAGCUGAACACCUUUGUGAAUCCCACGCCGUUUUCCUAACCCAGCAGAGACUGUUACUGGCCCCUGACCCAGGGUGAAGCACUUACUCUCAGAACAGAACUCUCUAAAGUACGCACAGCCUCCUUGUACCAGGGGAUGAGACAUACCUGCCAGUGGAGGACAGCACCAGUCGGCACCACCCGCCUCCCCCCAAGCACACUGUGGACCCCUGCGGUGACACUGGGGGGGAGGGGGGCCCUCAUUCCCUCCUGGGAUGUUGGUCUAUGGGGGAGGGGGGUGUUCCACCUGUUGUUUUUGUCUGUGUUUUCUUUCAACUUUUUCUGGGCUUUUCUCACGCAUUCACUUUGCAGUAUUUUUCUGUUGACACGUCAGCCAUCCUUCCCCUGGCAAACCUCAAAACCUAAGGAAAAGGUGGUAGCCAGUUACCGUUCUGGCUGUGGGCAUCCUGAACUUUUGAGCCCUCGGAACUCUAGAUCAGGUAGCCCGUUACAUACACGAGAGAGGUGGGGGCGGUUCGCCCUCCUUUUGUUUGGUAGGAAAUUAUCCUUUUCUUAAAACUGAACAAAGGCACUGUUGUUGGCUCCUGCAUAGCACUCCAGGACUGAACCCUGACUAGAUAGGCAAUGAAGCCUAGCAUCCAACCCAGUGUAUAUCCAGUUCUGAGCAGCGGUGGUCUGUAGGUGAGACCCCUCAGCUCCCACCCACCCCCAGCACCCAGUCUGUGACUACCAGACUGGCAGGGCCUGUGAUCACACCUUCCUGUCAGUAUCCUCAGCUGACAGUGAGCAGUGUUGGUUUGCUGGUUAGAGAGGAGCUCCCUGCAGGAAAGAAAUCAGCUUAGCAGUCCCUCGUUGCCAAAGGCCACCAACGGAUUUAGUGGCGCUGGUUUUACUUUCUGAGGAGAAAGCGGGAAAAAGUAGUUGUGUUCCUGUGCAGAAGAGAUGACCAGGUGAGUGCGCAUGGAGCCAGCGCCGAGCAAUGUGUCAAGUCGAGGCUGAGGGAGCUCUCAGUCCACCCCCUGCCUCCACGUCCCGUUGUGAUGAUUUCCAGCCUGCCUGUGUGUAACCCGUUCCCUAGAAGUGUGAGGGAGAGGAAGUAAGCAUACCAGCUGGUUUUUAAAAAGUAGAUAGAUACGCUUAGAUUAUCAUUGUACAAAUGAUUCCGUUGAAAGUACAAGCUAGGGCAGUUGAAACUUUUUUUUUAAAACUUUACAGCUUCUAUGAAUUUCAUUUCGUUUUGUUUUGUUUUUGCAAAGUAUGGUGCUGUAUAGGUGCUUUCGGUUUAACCCGGAACGUGUGAUGAUGCGCGAUCCCCUCCUUGAUUAGAAAGACUGGUUGGGAACACCUUUGGUACAUAUGAAGCUGGAAUAAUGGCACUCUGAUUAGCACAGCAUAUGCAUACUCCUCCAACAUGAUAGAAGACGACUUUUCUUUGCAUUAAAAAAAAGCACUAGGUAUAUCAGUGUAUAGCUCUGUUUUAUCAUGUACAGUAUAAAAUGGGACAUUAUGCAUGGGCCUUAGGCACACAGACUUCCCCGCAUGAGUUCUUGCUGAUGCAUCGUGCAGUGGGCAGUGACACCCCCCUUCCACCAACAAGGACAGGCCACCACCACCCCUAUACACCCCCCACCAUCCGCCAGGGGUCCCCUCAUGCGCCUUUGCUUUCUAACUCCUCUGGGGGUGAGAACAGCUCCUCGCGCAAGGCGAGUUCCAUUUGGUCUUGUCCCCCGUCUCCCGCCUGCUCGGGUUGUCCUGCUUGAGAACGGGCCCUGCCUCUCACGGACUCUUGUAAAUUCUUGUGCAGUUGUGGUCAUAGUAGCCCAAUAGCAUAUCGCCUUUUUCUGAACAGCUACACGUUUAUAAUCUUCAUUUUAAAAGUAUGUAUACUUUUUAAAAAAUAUGUAUCCUCUUCCAGUGGUCUGCUGGUCGGUGAGCCAGGCUAGCUUCCUAUGUUCCUUUAAUGUAUGUGAGUCACUCGGUUGAUCCUGUAGCCGCCUGCUCUUCGCACAGAACUGUCCCGUACCGCCUCUCUGGCUUCCCACGCUGCCGCCCCAGGACGGGAUGCAAAUGGGGACACUGGCAGCAGAGGUGGGGACGUAGCAAAUUCGGAGGGCCAUCGAAGCGAAGGCCCUGAUCACCGCUCCUCCAGGUUUAAGAGAACGAGUAGACGAACGCACUUGCGUUUGCCUUCACCAUCUCAUAGACCCUGGGAGCUGCUCGGGAGCGGGGAAAGCAAGCCUAGGAUAGGUCUCCCCUAAAACAUGCUGACUUCCUUUCAGACCUGUGGCAUCUCCUUUGUUUGCUCCCGUUCGAGCGCUUGCCUACAGAGCCAGGUUAUAAUUUCCUCUAACACAGUUGAGAGAGGACACGCAGGUGAGAGCAGGGUGGCCACCGAGCAGACCCGGGCCCUAGCAGAGGAGUGGUCCUUGUUCUUGGUUUGCAUUUGUUUGUGUUCAGUAACUCAAACCUCACCUCCAGACGGAGCCGAGCGCCAACUUCAUUGUCACAAGACCCACCGGCCACACAUAUCCCUCUCAGCCUCCUGUCCCCUCAGCUGGCCGCUCACAAGGAAAACCAGGCUCCUUGAGACUUGCCAGCUUCUACGGCAGGCGUACCAGGAACGGGGGUGGCUGGAGCCCUCUGCCCACCUGUCCCGUUGUGGGUGUCACAGAUCCCUGAGAGAGUUUUUUGAUCCGCAGCGUCUCAGCAGAACCCCUGGUUGCCUCUGGGGGCCUGGCAGCGGAGAUGUGUGAGCCCUGCUGAGUACUCGCUGCGGCUCUUGCAGCCACCAGAGACGCUGCUUUGGGGAGCUUGGCUGCCUUUUUGGGGAAAUCAGAAAAAGGAGCUAGUGCUGGAAACAUGGCAUGAACCCUGAUGUUCAGUGGCCCCCGGGAUGGAUGCCUCUGACCAAAGUGAGGAAAGAGCUUUAUCGACAGCCCUCAGUGCCCUGGUCUGAGAGCCAGGCACCAGUAACAAACUGUGGAUGGGCCUGAGGCUGCUUUGCUUUAUUGCAGCCUCUGCAGUCCCAAGAUGGCUGAAACACACUUUCUUAACCGUCUCAGCAGCGUGGGGAGGUCAGGCCCAAGUGUAGUGGAAGGCAAGCUCUGGGCGAGUUGUUUCUGGUGUUGAUUUUUUGGGGGGGCUGCCUAAUGUGUACAUACAUAGUUGACGCAUGGCGGACCUACUUCGCCUCUCGACACACGGCGCACAUUUGAAUGUUGGGGAGACGCACAAGGGGCAAGCAGCCAGUAAGCCCGCCAUGGCCGUGGCCAUUGCCAAGGGCCGGCCGGGAUGAGCGAGACCUGACGUAGCAGUGGCCCCAGAUGCUUUCUUGUUAUGUCCGAGGAAACGUCUUUGAAUGAUUGGCUGUGAAGUUCUAAAGAAAAAGUUCCAAAAGAGAAUUUUUCUUUUUAUAUAUAUUAUAUAUGCAAUCACUGAUACAGCGGUUUGAAGAAGCAAGCUGCCUUGGGGGACUGGGGGAAGCGGGGCGUGGCACCAGGAGGGGAACUUGGCGUCCUUGCAAAAUCGUGUGUGAAACAAGACUUAGAAGCAGAUGCCCAAAUGACAGAAACGGAGUGUGCACGUUUGAUCUCAAUUGGAGGGUGGGUAGCGUGUAUGCCGUUUGAAUAGUGGAAUGUUUUUUCCUCUUGGGAUCCCGCUUGCCUGUGUCCAUGUCUGACGAAGGGCUGCUCGCACAGCCUCGGCCACACUCCAGGAGUGUUUGUGCAGCUGCUUCAAAACACGGCGCGCCUCUCCUCCCUCCUUCCUCCCACGGGUCCCACUGCCAGCAUUCCGUAUUUUCUCAGACCCUUGUCCUAGCUCCUUAUAUACCUGGGGAAUUGAACCAGAUGGGAAGGAGGACCAGAAAAAUCAGUUACUGUUAUAUGGGAAAAAAUGUAUUGCACAUUUUGGCUACACAUUUACUUUUUUUUUAAGGGGGAAAAAAGUUGCAUGACGGGGAAAACACAAGACCCUCCCCCAAAAUAGCCUAUCUGUAGACAGUCUCUGUACCACUCACUGUCUUAGCUGUUUCAAUUUCUUGCUCACACCCCAUCCCAAUGAGGGUUAAAUCCAUACCACUGGUGCGAAGCUUUUGUCCAGCCAAGAAGAGUCAAAUAGCCGGUCACACUUUGAUUUGAAGCAACCCCGCCCUUCCCCGCUCCCCCAAAGCGAACACUACCAUCUUGCAUUCUGACUGAGAAUUCUGCCUCACCACAGUGGCCAUGACUUAACUCUACCACCUUUCUUCUCAAGGAUCCAAACCAGUUUGAUUUGGGAAUCUUCCCCUUUCCAAGUGAAAUCAAAACACAAUACUCUUUGGUGUUUGUAGAUACUGCCUUGUGUAUCCCACUUAGUUUGUAAAAGAGAUGGUGACGCAUGUAAAUAAAGCAUUAAUGACACUCUA
This is a messenger RNA of Echinops telfairi (small Madagascar hedgehog), 6579 nucleotides long. RefSeq names its product forkhead box O3 (gene FOXO3). Bases 1 to 2061 code for a protein of 686 amino acids. Gene Ontology annotation, biological process: regulation of transcription by RNA polymerase II. The transcript has 5 exons. Lineage: Eukaryota; Metazoa; Chordata; Mammalia; Afrosoricida; Tenrecidae. Gene Ontology annotation, cellular component: mitochondrial matrix; nucleus. Gene Ontology annotation, molecular function: RNA polymerase II cis-regulatory region sequence-specific DNA binding; DNA-binding transcription factor activity, RNA polymerase II-specific. The record is from RefSeq and is a predicted model, not a curated record.